This is a messenger RNA of Onthophagus taurus, 1694 nucleotides long. Its product is annotated as alpha-N-acetylgalactosaminidase. Gene Ontology annotation, cellular component: cytoplasm. Gene Ontology annotation, biological process: oligosaccharide metabolic process; glycoside catabolic process. Gene Ontology annotation, molecular function: alpha-galactosidase activity. The record is from RefSeq and is a predicted model, not a curated record. NCBI's taxonomy places the organism in Eukaryota, Metazoa, Arthropoda, Insecta, Coleoptera, Scarabaeidae.
AGUCUGUAGUCUGUGUUUGAACGUUUUAUUCGCAACAGAACAGAGUAGCGGACGCAUGAAUUUUACGAAAGUUACAACAGUUCAGUGAUAUACAAACAACGUAAAUAGUUACAACCAAAGGUAAAACACGAAUUUUUACGUGCGAUGUAUCAAAAAUGGAUUUCCUUCGGUGUCGUGAUUCUAUACGUGUGUAAUAGUGUAGUUUCUUUAGAAAAUGGCUUGGCGAGAACACCCCCGAUGGGUUGGUUGGCUUGGGAAAGAUUUCGAUGUAAUACGGAUUGUAAAAAUGACCCAGAUAAUUGUAUCAGCGAGCGACUUUUUAAAACAAUGACCGACAUAAUUGUAUCAGAAGGUUAUUUAAACGCUGGAUAUGAAUACAUAAACGUGGAUGAUUGUUGGUUAGAAAAAGAUAGAAACACUUUCGGUCAAUUAGUUGCCGAUAGACAAAGAUUUCCGAGCGGAAUAAAAUCUUUAUCAGAUUACGUACAUUCCAAAGGGAUGAAAUUUGGAAUUUACCAAGAUUUUGGUAAUUACACCUGUGCUGGAUAUCCGGGAAUUUUAGGUUAUUUAGAAACUGACGCGAAUACCUUUGCCGCUUGGGACGUCGAUUAUGUUAAACUCGAUGGAUGUUAUUCACAUCCGUCCGAUAUGGAUUCUGGAUAUCCAGAAUUUGGUUUUUACCUGAAUCAAACUGGGCGACCUAUGCUGUAUUCGUGUAGUUGGCCGGUUUACCAGAUUUAUGCUGGGAUGCAACCGAAUUAUACCGCGAUUGUGCAUCAUUGUAAUAUGUGGAGAAAUUUCGAUGAUAUUCAAGACUCUUGGGCUAGUGUUGAAAGCAUUAUUGAUUAUUAUGGGAAUAAUCAAGAUGUUAUUGUACCUAAUGCCGGUCCAGGGCAUUGGAAUGAUCCUGAUAUGUUAAUCAUUGGAAAUUUUGGCUUAAGUUACGAACAAAGUAAAACUCAAAUGGCAAUAUGGGCCAUUUUAGCAGCCCCGUUACUAAUGUCCGUCGAUUUAAGAACAAUUAGACCAGAAUAUAAAGCCAUUCUACAAAAUAAAAGGAUAAUAGCGGUGGAUCAGGAUCCUUUAGGUAUACAAGGACGAAGAAUAUACAAACAUAAAGGUAUCGAAAUAUGGUCAAGACCAAUCACACCAUUAUAUCAAAACUAUUUCUCUUACGCCGUCGUCUUCGUAAAUAGGAGAACCGACGGAACACCAUCAGAUGUUGCAGUUACGCUUAAAGAAUUAGGUUUAGCCUCACCAACUGGAUACAGAGUUGAAGAUCUAUAUGAAGAUGUUGAUUAUGGUAUUUUAACGCCACAAACAAAAAUAAAGGUUAAAGUGAACCCAUCAGGCGUCGUGAUAUUAAGGGCGGACGUUCAGCCAGAUUUUAACAGAAGAGUUCCCUUUUAUACAACUCAAAGGACCCCUUAUAAUCCUUUAAAUCAAGUGUUCAGAUUAAGAAGUAACGAUUUUUGAUAAUAUUGCAAUAGAUGAUUGAUAUUUUUUUAAUUUUCUUUUAUGUUGAGAAUUUAUAGGAUGUGUGUAAAUAAUCGACACCAAGUGAACGUGAAUAAUUCGUGUAGUUAGGUGAAUUAUUUUUUUACAAGAUUAUUUAUGAAACCUUGUAUAUCUUUAGUUUUUUUAAAAAUAAUUUGUCUAUUAAUAAGUAUAAAAAAUACAGACUUUAAAACUCA